AUGCGCUGGACCACGAUCACCGCCGGACUCGUGUCCGUGGCGGCGGUGGCGGACGCGCGAAGCUACCAGCACGUCGGGAAGAAGAGCCCCAAGCAUACUCCCGAUGCCGAUAGCUACCUGGCGCAUUUCCUCGCCACGCGACAGGUGCCGGCGCCCAAGUUCGCCAAUGACAACACCACAGACUUCGCCGUCAAUGGCACAGGCAUACCGGACGUCGACUUCGACGUUGGGGAGUCUUACUCGGGAUACCUGCCCAUCAGCGAUGACCCCAAUGACACGAAUGAGCUGUUCUUUUGGUUCUUUCCCAACAGCGGCAACUCGACCGAGAAGGAGAUCUUGCUGUGGCUCAAUGGCGGUCCCGGCUGUUCCUCCUUCGAGGGCCUUCUCCAAGAGAACGGCCCCUUCAUCUGGCAAUACGGCACCUACAAGCCGGUGCCUAACCCAUGGUCCUGGAACCGGCUCGUCAACGUCGUCUGGGUCGAGCAGCCCAUUGGCACGGGCUUCUCUCGCGGCGAGGUAACAGCAACGAGCGAGGAGGACGUGGCGGCGCAGUUUCUGGGCUUCUGGAAGAACUUCAUCGAGACCUUCUCGAUGCAGGGCUACAAGGUCUACAUCGCCGGCGAGUCGUACGCAGGCAUGUACGUGCCGUAUAUUUCCGGUGCUAUGCUCGAUGCCAACGACACAACUUACUAUGACGUUAAUGGCAUCCUGAUCUACGACCCCGUGAUCGGCGACGACGUCGUGCAGGACGCCACCACCGUCGUGCCGUUUGUAGACUACCAUCAUAACCUCAUGCCGUUCAACGACAGCUUCAGCGAGAAGAUUCAUGGCCUGCACGAGUCCUGCGGUUUCGCCGAGUACCAGGACAAGUACCUCACGUACCCGCCGCCGGGCCCGCAGCCCGCCAACUACAGCGGCGGCGUAAGCGAAGAGUGCACGGGACUAUGGGAGAUGGUCCUCGACGAGGCCCUAUCGAUCAACCCGUGCUUCGACGUGUACCAAGUCGCAACGACCUGCCCGCUCCUCUGGGACGUCCUCGGCUUCCCCGGGUCCAUCUUCUACACGCCCGCGGGCUCCGGCCCCGUCUACUUCGACCGGACAGACGUCAAGCGCGCCAUCCACGCCAACGAGUCGUACGCCUGGGAGGAGUGCUCGUCAGGCAACGUCUUCGUCGACGGCACCGACACGUCGGACCCGCCGAUCUGGCGCGUGCUGCCGCAGGUCAUCGAGGCGACGCAGAAGGUCAUCAUCGGCCACGGGUCCCUGGACAUGAUCCUGCUGCCCAACGGCACGCUGCUCAGCAUCCAGAACAUGACGUGGGGCGGCGCGCUGGGCUUCCAGCAGCCGCCCCGGGACCCCUUCUACGUGCCCUUCCACUUCGACUCCACGCCCACCGACAUCUACGCCGAGACCGACGCCACCAAGCUGGCCACGCUCGCCGCUGCUGGUGUGCUCGGGACCACGCAUACCGAGAGGGGCCUCACUUACGUCGGCGUCGACUUGGCGGGUCAUAUGAUUCCCCAAUAUGCCCCCAGCGCCGCAUUCCGCCACCUCGAGUAUCUACUCGGCCGCGUCGACAGCCUGAGCUCGACAAAGGCGUUCAGCACCGAGCCCUCGGUGCCGCAGGCGCAGGUCGGCACGCUGGGCAACGGGACGGGGCCCGCGACGUUUAGUGACGAGAAGGACAGCGGGAGCGGCAACGGGAGCACGGCCGCCACUUCGCGGGCCACGGCGGCGGCGGUGCGAGGUGUUGGUGGUGGUUACUGGGCUGUGGGCGCCGUUGCUUUGGCCGCGUUGCUUGUAAUGUAG
Molecule: messenger RNA, 1809 nt
Organism: Anthostomella pinea
Lineage: Eukaryota; Fungi; Ascomycota; Sordariomycetes; Xylariales; Xylariaceae
Source: the annotation of a GenBank genome assembly